Camponotus floridanus (Florida carpenter ant) is the source of this 2670-nucleotide messenger RNA. It is a transcript of the gene yps, whose product is annotated as Y-box factor homolog. Gene Ontology annotation, cellular component: nucleus. The record is from RefSeq and is a predicted model, not a curated record. Gene Ontology annotation, molecular function: nucleic acid binding. Bases 143 to 985 code for a protein of 280 amino acids. NCBI's taxonomy places the organism in Eukaryota, Metazoa, Arthropoda, Insecta, Hymenoptera, Formicidae. Gene Ontology annotation, biological process: regulation of gene expression. The transcript has 7 exons.
GGGCAUGGUGUGUUUACCCGGGUUGCCUGGAGGCACCAGGCACCUCCAUUGCGACAUCAGAUAGGUAUUAACAUCAUUACCAGACAGAAGGAAACAUCUAGGUACGGACGUACUCGCGCGUCUCAAAUCCACCUUUAACACCAUGGGUGAGACCGAGAAGCAGCCGGAACAACCUAAGGCUGUCCAGCAGAAGAUGGUCAUCGCGAACAAAGUGACCGGGACCGUAAAAUGGUUCAACGUUAAAAGCGGAUAUGGUUUCAUCAACAGGAACGACACCAAGGAAGAUGUGUUUGUCCACCAAUCGGCCAUAGUGAAAAACAAUCCGAGGAAGGCCGUGCGCAGCGUCGGAGACGGCGAGGUCGUGGAAUUCGAUGUCGUCAUCGGCGAAAAGGGUCAUGAAGCCGCAAAUGUCACCGGUCCAGCAGGUGAAGCGGUUAAGGGCUCACCAUAUGCGGCGGACAAGCGUCGUGGAUACCGCGGUAUCCACUGGGUGUACCCAAGACGCGGCAACGGACGACCUCAGAAUCGUAGACCACGCGAAGGCCAGGAAGGUGGUUACGAUCAAGGUGAAGGAAAAAGCGGUGACGAUGGAAAUCUGACCGAGGGCCAGGCACCGCAACAACAACGUCGCUAUAGGUUGCGACGCCAUUACGAUGGUUAUUACCGCGGAGGACGGCGUUCCGGGCCCGCUCCCACGCAAGGAGAAGGCACCGAGGGUAGUGAACAAGUGGAAGGAAACGGAGAGGGUAAUAUCCCGCCGCGCGGUGGCGGUCGUGGACGCGGUGGUCCGUCACGACGUUACUUCCGCCGUAAUUUCCGCGGAGGAAGAGGUGGUGGUCCGGUACGACGUCCUCGCAGUCAGGAUGGCCAAGUUAGGUCGGAGCAGAAGUCGGAUGCACCUAAAGAUUCAGAUGCACCUGCCGUGGCCCCUGCUCCACAGGAGAGCCAACCGGUGCAAAACACCACCACUGAAAGUACCGCUUAACCGAGAGAGAAUAACGCGCUACUACCGUAAGAGAGGACACUCCUUUUAAUAUAUAACACCAACACCCGUUAUACACACCACAACAAUAUCAACAACAAUAAAACAAUUGCAAAAAAAAUCCAAAAAAAUAAAAAAGAAAAAAAAAUAUAAGAAAUCAACAAACACUACUCCACACUCUCGCAAAUUAUGAUUAAGAUAUGUAUGAAGAAAAAACGAAGAAUGUGCGUUGAUUAGGGAAUGUGCGGAAAUCAAAUUUCACCUUUUGAGCGAAGUAAAACUUUUGUUUUUUUGUACUUUCGAAAUUUUCACGCACAGUGAAUAAUGUUGAAGAAACGAUAGAGAUGCGAAGAUGAAAUUCUUCGCGACUCUAAACGAUUCUUUUAAAUGAUUUAAUCAAGGGUAAUUAAACCGCGUAAUGAUUGCAACGUUGUACGACGGUUAAUCGAAUAAGAAUAAGAUAAAAACAAAGAGUAAAGCAAUUACGGAGUACGGAGCGAGAUGAAUUCGAGCGCGGGCAAGAGAUAUAAAUAUAUACAUAUACUUUGUUUUUUUUGUUUUUUUGUGUAUUUCUUGUUUCAUACAUUACUUCUGAUUUUUCUCCGGACGCAUUACAAAUCGUUUCAUGUACGAUAUUUGAGUUUAUUGCUAUAUUUCCGAGAGUUUUCUUCACUUUUGGCGACUUUUUCAUCGAAAGACAAAUCGAUUGAUAUUGAACGGAGUACCACUCGAAUUUUUGUCCGUCUCGAAAUCAUUCGUUUAUUUUCGGCUUAUAUAUUGAAAUUGGUGGACUACCGUAUUGCUUUCGCUUUUUUUUGGGCGCAAUUUUACCUGGCGUUGGUCGACAAGUGUAUAGCACAAGUAUACAGUACAACAAUUUUGAAGUAUGGUUCUCAAAAUUAUCCCGUAUUUACGCCACACGCUUAUUGAUCGAUGCAAAGUAAAAUUAUGAUGAUGCGGUUAUGUCAAUUUUCUUAUACUUUAUAAGCAAUUUAUUACACGUAGAAACGAUUAUUGUAAUAGCAUUUAUCUUGGCCAUAUUUUUUAUAAUUGUCAAUACUGGCCCCUGGCGGGUCCCGCAGUGUACAAUUCAUUAACGAUUAUUGUUGUUUUGACUUUACACAUUAUUGAUUAAUCGGGAAUUAGGGCGCGUUUCGAGCGAAAGUUUGUGAGGUUCCGCCUACUCAAAAAUGCAUCCAUAUCCGAUAAUGCAAAUAGUAAUAGGACUAAUAAGGAGAAUACUGAUCAGAUAGAAGUAUCUACAGCGUGUCAUUGAGAAAAACAAUUAAUUUAGUCGCCCUUUAAUGCGUCCAAGCUUGAUGUCAGCGAUGCUUGCAGCCUGAAUGAAAAAGAUUCAUCUCGUAACAUCUCGCAAACUUUCGCGCCAUACGAUACACCUCGGAUACUUUUGUUCUCCUUCCGAUUAUUGUUUGUAUUAUCGAUAUGAAUUUUGGAGCAGGAACUUGACGAACUUUCGUGUCCUAAUUCGCGAUUAAUCAGGUAGUGUCUACAGCGUGAGUAAAUCGUCCGGUCGUUUCUAAAAUUGACAUCGGUCGACAAUUUGUACCGAGCAAGUCGUUUUUUUAUUAAACCAUUGAACGUUUGCAUAGGGCAAUCGACUCGAUUUGACUUUUCGAAACAAGAGCCGGGCGUAUCACACACAUCGGCUCGAUUGACGAUACGAAUAA